This is a messenger RNA of Pocillopora meandrina, 3474 nucleotides long. Lineage: Eukaryota; Metazoa; Cnidaria; Anthozoa; Scleractinia; Pocilloporidae. The record is from the annotation of a GenBank genome assembly.
AUGAUGGCGACGAAAUUUGGCUGGAAGAGAAAAUUGCCUCAAAAUUUAGUUGAGGAAAGGGCUGCUGUAUUCGAUGAAACCAACGAAAAUUCAGCUGAUGGCGUAGAGGAACCAUUUGAAUUGGACUGGCGAGUCCUUUUAGUGAAAAAAGGUGUGAAAAGCAUUGAAGAUAGCGUCACUAAAAGCAAGCGGCUCGAAGAAGAAGGAGUUUCUCUCGCAGAGCAACAGAGGUGGUACUUUUAUAAAUUGUUGUUACUUUGAUUAGUUAUAUCUAAAGUAGAAUAGUUUCUUCCCGUGGAGUAGCGUGUAUAUCACUUCAUAGGCUCAGCGCCUCUCUGCGUACUUGGGCCUCCUCUAAAUUGCUGUAAAUGUUUUAUUGCCUUGUAGCUUUUGCUUGCUUCUUCCUAACCCUUUAAAACCAAAGAGUGGCCGGAGAUACUGAUAAUAGGCUAUAACGGGUUUAGAGGUUCUUACUUAAUCUUAUUUGUCCUAACUUUGAUAUUUAUGCAUCUUUAUUUUCAAUUGAUGUUGUGACAGGUACUGGGAAGCACUUGGAAAAUGGAACGAAGCGGUAUUGUUGACUCCAAACAAUGCAAAGCUUUAUGAAAUGAAAUCACAGGUAAUGGUACUUUUCUCCUCUCACCCUAGAACUUAAAAAUUCCAGGGCUUAGGCUAGGAUUUUAAGCCUUGGCUUAUCUGUCAUAUGAGUUGUUAUUCAUAUUAGCUUUUUUUUUCAUGUGUAAUAUAGAUAUUACUAGAACUACAUGAGUUAUUCCCUGCUAUACAAGCAGCAGAAAAAGCAGUUUCUUUGAACCCUUGUUGGUAUGUAGCCUAUCAAACUCUUGGUCGUGCACAGAUGGGGUAUGGUGAUGUUGAGAUGGUAGGUACCAAGGGUAUCCCAUUUUAUUAUAUAGAUACUGAUGAAAAACCAGGAUUUUUCUUUUUACUGAAGAAUCAUAUCUUCAUCGCACGCAGUGAAGAUACUAUUUUAUCUUUCAUGUGUGAGGAUAUUGGUAUUGCCAUGGUUACUAACAUGAUAAGUCAAUUACAAGAGAGCUUCCUGCUCAGGCAUGCAGCCAGUUCUUUUGACAUUUCAUCAGUAUAAACAAAAUAAACAGAACAUUACAUGGCCGCUUGGGAAUACGGAUUUUAUCUUCUUGUGCUGUGAGAGAUACUUUCAGCAUUUGAAGAUAAAAUUUGUACCCCCGUGCAGCCAUGUAAUAUCCUCUACUUUUUGCUAAAUCUGCUAAAUAUGUCAAUUGAUUGUUGUAUAUAAACAUUAUCAAGAAAUUGAUAAAUAAAUUAAUAGUAAACCAUUUAGAUAGCUUGUAAAGUGGUAGCCAGUGUCUCAAUUCAAAGCUCUCCAUAAUUUAUCACAGAAAAUCUGGGAGGAGUGUCUCUAUGGGACAAAGCUAGGUAUUUGGAAUGCUGGGAAUUUAUUCUGGUGAUCCUGAAUCAACUCCGCCUAACCUUUUUUUUAUUAGAACACAGAGCAAUUAUCACGCUAAUCUGACCCUACAUGUUUGAAGACAGAUCCCUAGACACUUGACCACAAAUUCUUAAGAAAACUCUUUACCAAUUUUUUUAUGAAAUGUUAUUGCAUACAAGAAUUUUGACGUGGUUGUUGAGAAAUCUUGUUUGAGGAAUUUCUGGUAGAUGUUCCUAGCUUUUAAUUUUCCAGAACAUUAUCAACAUGACAUCUAAAUCACUAUGUCUUUUGACAUGUGAUGUCUGCAAUGGUAUUCAGAGGAAGUUUCUUAUACUUUCAGUAAAACUGCUUGGUAAGUUAAGCAGUUUGGCAAUGUAUCUCAAUUUUCUUACUUUUUAAGACCAGAUUUGUAUAGAAAGCUCAACAUUUCUAAAUGUUUUGGCUCAAAACAAUGUUAUAAACAAAUUUAUAACUGACAAUAUUUCAUGUGAGUACAACAAAAUAUUUGAAAUGCUUUGUUCCAUAGGGGGUGAAAAGCUUCUCAAAAGCUAUUCUGUUACAACCUGAUGAAUCAGAGGUAAGGAAAUAAUUGAUCUUAUUUUCUCUCUCAGCUAUUAUGUGCACGAUCAUUGGUCAAUUUAAUGGGAAGCAUUUCACUGUACAGCAAACUAAAUUCAAAAAUUUAUUUUGAGCAAUUGAAAUCCUCCCCCUCUACUUGAACCAAGAGAUGCAAUGACUAUCUUACUAACCUCAUUUCUCAGCUUGCUUUUUCUGCUCCGUUUUAUGACCUACACUCUUUAUGCUUGGGCCAUAGAUCUGAGAGGAAUAAACUUGGACAAUAACUUAAAGUAUGCACCUCAAACUUGGUUAGUAAGAGGUAUAAAGUGUUUGAUGGGGCAUUUUUCACAAUAUUAGAUAGAUGCACAAUAGAAUAACAUUUCCUUAUUUGCAUCAAUGCAUUUUGUUACCCUGCUCAAUUAUAAAUUCUUUUGGAGAUGUGGUCAGAGGAUUUGCACUGGGCCUGGAAACUGAGAGAACAGAAAAGGAAACAAGAUGAGAUCAAGAAUAGUACAAAUCCUUCUGUCCUAGAAAGCAAAGAACUCUUCGAGCUAUAUGCCACAGACUUGGGACAGGAAAUAGAGAUGGAACAGACACCACUGAAUUUAAUAACCAAGGAAAAGUGAAAUAUUAAUAUAGAAAGAAUGUAUGUGGAGAAAAAAAUAUUUGUGGUCAGGCAGUGAAUAUCUAUUGACCUGCCAAUCAGUAGCUCAUAGAAUGCAAAAUGUCCUGGAUGGUCGUUCCUGUAACUGAUCAGUAGCCUUGUCAGUGUCACUCAAAACUUGUUUGGAUGUAAUGCACAUCACCUUUGGGAGUCAAGUUACUUAUAGUCAUCAGUUGUGAUAAGGAAUGUACAGUGAUAGUUUGAGGUCAUGGAGCUGAAUGGUUAUAAAGAACAUCGGGUUUACUUGCUAUAUUUCUUUAGCAUUUAGGACCUGAAAGUGGAUAACUUUUGAAAGCACUUAAAUAAUUUUUAACUGAAAGAACAGUGUAAAAUUCCUAUUCAUUUAUGCAGUCACAGUGUGAGCACCAAAACAUAAGAAAGCCUUGGUUAACUCUUUGUUCUUCACAAUGAUAAGAUUCUACUUUAAAUAUUCCUCCUACAUAUUUUUCUGCUUCAAAUCAGUGAAAUUGAACUUGUUCAUUCUUAAAGAGAUUUCCAAUCUGUAAUACUUUUUGGAUAUUUUGUUUGUCUAAGCCAGGAUAGCAUUACUGAACAUUUCCUUUUUCAGAAAAAUCCUAGGUAGCCUUUUCUUCACUAGGUAAGGUAAGGUAACCCUUAAGUGAUUUACAAAAAUAGUUUAUGGCAGUCAGCUGACUUGGUCUUGAAAUAACUAGUUUAAUUUAUAGAUGGCAUAGGCAAUAUUAGUGUCAAAAGUAAACACAAAUUAGUAUUUUCCUUAACAUGCUAUCUAUUACAGCUUACAGAAAAAUCCAAACUAAACCAAGACUGAACUUGCUCAGUCCUUUAUUCCCCAAGAGUGACU